Molecule: messenger RNA, 1473 nt
Organism: Funneliformis geosporum
Lineage: Eukaryota; Fungi; Glomeromycota; Glomeromycetes; Glomerales; Glomeraceae
Source: the annotation of a GenBank genome assembly
AUGUCUGAAACUUACGCAUAUACAUUUAAUGCAGUACAAAGAAGGAAUUUCAAAUCACUUCGUACAGCUUUGGAAUCGAGUAAUAUUCAAAAUAUUGAUGAAUAUGCUAAAAUCAUCUUCAAAAAAGAAAAGGUCGACAGUUCAUCCUUCCCUUUGCUGAACGCAGUAGCUCUUACAAGAUGGAAAAUACCAGGUGAACAAGCUUUAGAGAUCGAAAAUUUUGUCAAGAAAAAUGGACCAUUUACCGUUGCUAAACGAAGUAAUCUUCCGACGAAAGAAGAAGUAUUCAAUUUGAACAGUCACAAUAAACUUCGAUCCUUAUUGAGAUUGAGAUUGAAGGGUGGUGAAUAUAAAUAUAUUAAGAUCAUCCUUAAAAGGGUCCAUAAUGGUUCAACCUUCCUUUUGCUAUGCGCAAAAAUUCUUGAAAUAUGGGGAAUACCAGGUGGACCAGCUUUAAAACUCGAAAAUUUUGUCAAGGAAAUUCUAGGAGUUGUUCCUACGAAUGUUGUAGAAAAUUGGCGAGAAAUUUUGGCGUCGAAGAAAUUUGAUAAUAAAGAUAUUAAUAUCAUCAUUAAUCAAAAGGUCGAUGGUUCAUCCUUUCUUGGGCUGACCGCAGUAACUCUUGAAAGAUGGGGAAUUCUAGGUGGACCAGCUUUAAAAAUCGAAAAACUGGUCAAUGAAAUUCAAUUUGCUAAAAAAAGUGCUCUUCUUACGGUCAAAAAAGUAUUAGAAUGGAACCUCCAACACCUCCAACAACUACGUGAAUUUUUGAAAUCGAAUUAUAUUGAUGAUGAAGUUAUUAAAAUCAUCACCGACAAAAUAAAAGGCAAUAAUGGUUCAGAAUUUCUUUGGAUGAACUCAAUAGCCCUUGAUAAAUGGGGAAUAGAUGAGAUAACCGCUAGUAAGAUCGAAACUUUGAUCGAAGAAAUUCAAGGACCAAACUUUGGGGAGGUAUCCAUUGUAAUCGAUCAUUCGAAUUUGUCCAAGCAAGGUCAAAAAAAUGAUAUAAUUAAGGAAUCUUAUCACAAAAAAAAUUGGCUUAAUUACAAACGACUUCAAUCAGACAUAUUAAAUGAACGAAAAUUGGGUGGCUUUUCAGAAAUAUUUUACCCUACAUAUAAUAAUAUCGAUAAAUUAUGGGCAAAAUAUAAUCAAGAUUUUAAUCUUCGGCCCAUAGAGCAAACAACGAAGCACUACAAAGAAAAAAAAUUAGACACUUCAUUAGCUAUACGAGGAACGGAAAUCUUUGAUAGGAAACCCGGAAUCUUGGCUAUAGUAGCAGGCGAUAGUGAUUUCAUACCAUUAGUAGAAGCUGCCUUGAAAAGAGGGUGGAAAGUUGAAAUAUGGUUCUGGUCAUCAGCGUUAGGAUUAAGUGAGGAAUAUGUUGAAUUAUCUAAAAAUUUUGAAAAAAACUAUAGUAUCCACAAACUGGAUGAUAUAUUUAAACCAGUUUCUCGUAUAAAUCAAAGAUGA